AUGUCCUCUAAACACAGCGCCGAAGCAGACACCGUCUCCGUGGAGGGCAAUAUCUUAAAAUGGACUUCCGGGGCCGAUGAAGGCCAGGUGGAACUGGAUUACAUCGUUUGCGUGGUAUCCAGUCCAAACACAGGACUCCAGGGCCAGGGCCAUCGGAUUUUAUUUCUCAAAAGCAAAGAAGAUCAAACUCAAGACCAAGACCAGGAGAAUACCCCCAUGCACCUGGGCAAAAUCGAUAUAUCGACUCCUCUCCCACCAGCCCUGGCACCAUUCCAGACCGAGAUCCCCUCCCACCUCAAGAGUCAACAAAGUGCAGAGCCCAUCCAAGUGGUAAUAUCAACAAAAUCCGGCACCGGCACCGCAAAGUCCAUCUUCAACGACCUCGUCCAACCUUUGCUAGAAGGACUAGGUCUUACCUACCAAUCCCAUGAAACGCAGUCAGCGCAGUCUAUCAUCUCGUUAUCCGAGAAGCAAAGCGACAACUUGAAAGAAAGUACGGCGAAUGGUGGUGUCCAGCGAAUGGCGGUACCUAAUAUCGCCUUGAUCCCUUGUGGAACUGGGAAUGCGAUGGCAAGUUCUAUCGGACUACGAUCAGGUCCGGCUUCGAGUUUGAAGGCCUUACUUAAGGGAAAGCCGGUGUCGCUUCCGGUAUUUGCGGCGAGGGUUUCGCCGGGGAGUAUGAUUAUUACGGAGGAGGGGAGUGGGCGGGCGUCUAUUCCUACUGCGCCUGCGCCUAUUGAUACCAAUGUCUCCGAUGCUGGCGCUGGCAAUGUUUCGCAGCAAGUCAUGUAUGGCGCCGUCGUCGCGAGUUGGGGUCUCCACGCCGCACUAGUGGCAGACAGUGACACGACAGCGUAUCGAAAGUUCGGAUCAGAGCGGUUCAAGAUGGCGGCGCAGGAACUUUUACAUCCAUCAGAUGGGUCUGAGUCUCACCGGUUCCGGGGGAGGAUUACUAUCACGACUCGGACAGAUUCGUCCGAGUCUACUAACGGUAUUCAGCUCCGGCAGAGAAUAUUGUCAGACCAAGAGCACAUGUAUGUGCUAGCAACGCUAGUGCCUAGACUGGAGAAGGAGUUUCUUAUAUCGCCUGACUCGGAGGCUCUUGGUGGGAAGAUGCAAUUCCUGCGCUUUGGUCCUAUGGCUCCGGAAGAUGCUAUGCGACUUAUGACGUUGGCUUAUCAGGGUGGUCAGCAUGUUCGUGAGGAGUCUGUUAUGUAUCAGCAGGUUGAAAGGGUACGAAUUGAUUUUCAUGAGGAUGAGGAGAGAUGGAGGAGGUUAUGUAUUGAUGGGAAGAUUGUUGCUGUUGAGAAAGAUGGGUGGAUGGAGCUUUCUUCGCAAACUCCCGAUCAAGGAGCGAUCCCCACCCGCGCUGAAAGCGCAUCCCGCUACCAAACACUCACGGGUUGGCGCCAGACUCCCACAGAGGAUAUCUCGGGUUCCGAGAUGCUGUUGGCUCAUCAGACUGGCAGUGUGCGCGUAGGAGAAAUCGCCAGAUACACCUUCACAUAUACACCAGCAUCAGACCCAAUCCUCCCCAUCCCAUCCGACAUUUACGUGCGGGUGAAAAAUACCUCCGCAAUCCCCCUCCGAGCCGCAUAUCUCCAUGGCCCAUACACCCUCUACACAGCCUGCUACCCAUCCAAAUUCGACCCGAAUUCCAAAUACACCGAGCAAGACUUCGAGGGAAGCCCUCAAUUCGAACCAUACCUGAAAGCCGGAGGAAAUUGGGAUGCAACGAUUAAGAUCCCGGCACAUUUCGGAGAUUCACAUGCUCUCUCCGUAGGCCAGACUGCGCCUGGACAAGAUGACAGUGUAACCUGGGUGAUCGAGAUCGUGUCGCAGGUCAUAUUCUCAAACAGCGCUGUAGUCCACUUUGAUCUUUUGAUCGGACGAGAUGCAAAAUCCAUGGAGUUCUUUUCUAGUAGUGGGUCGUCCACGGCGAGUCUUGGUCCUCCGGGUAAAUUCAAUGAGUUAUGGGGACCAGGAACGAGGGGCCAACAGAUGAUUGCUACAAAGGGGAUAUUUUCACAGGCUGUUACGCUUCGCGUCGAUGAUACGGCUAGUCUUUGGAAUAGUCCCCCGCUGCCGUCGGUGCCGUCACAGCCUACCGAGGCGGAAACAGAUGAAGUUGGUGAUAUUACGUCUAAUCUGGAGCAACUGGAAGUGACUGCUCCCGAAACCUCAAAGCCUGCCUCAAAGCCUGCCUCAAAACCACCGAAAAAGAAGAUCCAUCUGGUGGUACUGACGCAUGGCUUGCAUAGCAAUCUCGGCGCCGACAUGCUAUAUCUCAAGGAAAGCAUUGACGCCGCCAUGAACAAAUCCCAGCAACAAAAGCAAAAAGACACAGGUGUCUCCGAGGGAGACGCCGAACAAGUCAUUGUCAGGGGAUUUUCCGGCAAUGCCGUCCGUACCGAGCGUGGAAUCCAAUAUCUCGGAAAACGUCUGGCAAAAUACAUCUUGCUCAUGACAUAUCCAGACCAGCCAUACUUCCCACUGAAGGGAUCAAAGACGAAACCAUUUUUCAGCACACGCAAAGACCAGACACAAGCCAAGCCUUCCCUGGAGCCUCACUCACUGCCCGAAACCCGAGAUGAUUCUUUAUACGGCGAAGACCACGCCUAUCAAAUCACCAGCAUCAGUUUCGUCGGACAUUCACUCGGUGGUCUGAUCCAAACAUACGCAAUCGCAUACAUUCAAAAACACUCACCUGAAUUCUUCACCCGAAUUCAACCGAUCAACUUCAUCGCCCUCGCAACGCCAUUUCUUGGCCUCAGUAAUGAAAAUCCGAUGUAUGUCCGCUUCGCACUGGAUCUAGGCCUUGUAGGCCGAACAGGACAAGACCUCGGACUCAGCUGGACAGCGCCUAAAGUGCGAAGUGGAUGGGGUGCGAUAAUUGGUGGUCGAGGUUCGGACGCAGGAAAAGAUCAAAGCCAACCAUCUGACCCAGGCGCCAAACCGCUAUUGCGUAUCUUGCCUUGUGGACCUGCGCAUGAGGUAUUGAAGAAAUUUCACCAUCGAACGCUUUAUUCGAAUGUUGUCAAUGAUGGAAUUGUUCCGCUGCGAACUUCUUGCCUUCUCUUCCUUGAUUGGCGGGGUCUUGAUCGGGUUGAGAAGGCCAGGAGAGGGAAUGGUAUAGUGGGGACUAUGGCUGAAUGGGGCUGGGCCGAAUUGACAGGGGCGAAUUCGAAAUCGUCGCCUAAAUUGGCACGAUCGGCUGAAAUGCCGGAGCUAGCUGGUGGGGAUGGGGCUUCGGCGCUACAAGGCCGUGAAGCAAUUGCUGUGAAUAGUGAGAAUUCGGCACCGAGUGCUGAACAAUUCCUCGUGCAACACAGACCUCCUUCACAUCAUAGCAGUGCCCAUGACUCUGCAUCUGCAUCUGCAUCUGCACACACCUCCGAGAAUAACUCCGGUCCCUUGAGCAGUUUCCUCUCUUUAUUCCGGACCAAAGAUACAAAGUCAACCCCAAACGUCAAACACAGCACCCCAAGCGGCAAACAUGCGAAGAUCUACAAACGAAGCCAGACCCUCGGAUCCUUCGACACUGAAGAGUCGCCAUCUCCAUCAGCUGUCCGAGGCAACUCCCUCUACGAAGAAGACGCCGGAGUCUACACACCACCGAAAACAACAUUCUUCGAAUCUGCAGGAGAUUUGCUCAUGCCACCAUUACCUCCGAGCGAAUUUAUCCUGAGACCCCGCCGCACGGUCUCGAACUAUUUUCCACGAUCUUCAAAAACGGUUCCUCCCUCAUCAUCCAGUUUAGGCACACCAAGCCAGCAGCAGCAGCAGCAGCAACCUCAGACCGGCGAGAGUGGUCUCAAAGUCGAAGAAAAGAUCGCCCGAGCUUAUCAUCGUGAUCUAACCUGGCGCAAGGUCCUAGUUCGUCUGGAACCAGAUGCUCAUAAUAAUAUUAUUGUGCGGCGCAUGUUCACUAAUGCGUAUGGAUGGCCUGUUGUGAAACACCUCGUUGACACGCACUUUGGUCCCGCUUCUAUAUCUGAAGACGAUACGCUUAAUCGGGAUUCUGAUCGGGCUAAGUCUCUGAACGUGGGACCGACGAGUUCGGGGGAUGAAGUUGAAGGGCAGUGUGAUAAGAGUAAGACCAGCACCAAGGCCAAGACUGGCGAAAGGGAUUCUGCGGGUACGCCCCUCCAGGCAGUGACAGAGACAGAGACACACCAAGGGGAAACUCAAGGCAACAACCAGGGUGACGACCUCACGCCAACAUGCGAACGAUGCGAGAGCGAGGCCCUCCAAGGCCCGGGCCCGGCGGGGAAUGGUAAUGAUUUCGAUACCUCGUCUCAUAAAACGGCCAGCACCCAUGGACACGGACACGGACAUGAACGUGCACACUCGCAUUAUACGGAUGUAUCCCGCCAGGACUCGGCGCGUUGGACGGAUCGGCAGGUCGACGAGGAUGAUGAUUGUGAAUCUGGCUUGGAUGAGGAUGAUGAGGAUGCGGGUUAUCGCUGGUCUCCGGCUCUUCGGCCAGCGUAG
This is a messenger RNA of Penicillium cosmopolitanum, 4494 nucleotides long. RefSeq lists its product as uncharacterized. Gene Ontology annotation, molecular function: kinase activity; monoacylglycerol lipase activity. Bases 1 to 4494 code for a protein of 1497 amino acids. The record is from RefSeq and is a predicted model, not a curated record. The transcript is spliced from 5 exons. Lineage: Eukaryota; Fungi; Ascomycota; Eurotiomycetes; Eurotiales; Aspergillaceae.